This is a messenger RNA of Dentiscutata erythropus, 903 nucleotides long. The record is from the annotation of a GenBank genome assembly. NCBI's taxonomy places the organism in Eukaryota, Fungi, Glomeromycota, Glomeromycetes, Diversisporales, Gigasporaceae.
AUGUCAAGUCGUUUCAUAAUUCAUCGAGGCGAAACAAACAAUUUGAAAAGAUCAAUUGAAGUUGUGGUCCCUCCCGACCGUAGAACUGGUAGAGGAUUGAAAACUAUAACUCAAAGUACAGUAGAUACUAGCUUUCCUUGGAGAGAGAAGAAUAAUUAUCUUUCCUUUUGCGAGAAGCUAACUUCAUUUCGUCCCGUAAAGUUAUUCGCACAAGACAAUAAUUUAGUUAUUCAUGAAGCGCCACAAAAAACUUUGCAAGCCUGGAAGAUUCCAAAGCCACGUGACCUUGAAGCAAUACACUUCGAUAUUGAUCGUUUCGAUAUUGGUGUAGUUGUGUCAUUUGGAUACUUUUUAUCACCAGCUAUUCUUGAAUCCUUUAAGAAAGGAUCGAUGAACGUUCAUCCUUCAUUAUUACCAAAAUAUCGUGGAGCAGCUCCAAUUCAAUAUGCUAUUUUAAAUGGUGAUCAAGAAACUGGAAUUACAAUUCAAGAGCUUCAUCCUGAAAUUUUCGAUGCUGGAAAAAUUUUAAGGCAGAUUAGUGUGGCCAUUCCUUCUGAAUCCACUUACCAGUCACUUGAGUCAAUUCUUGCUGCGGAAGGUGCUGAGUUAUUAGUCGAUACUCUUCGAUAUCUUGAUUAUUUUCAAGCUAAUGCACAAGAACAAGAUACAACAAAAGCCACAAAAGCGCCAAAAAUUUCAAAAGAUAUGGCUGAAAUUAAGUGGAAUCAAAUAACUGCGGAUCGAUUAGAUAAACUAUAUCAUUCGAUAUACGUUAUCUGUAAUGAUGAUAAGUUAAUUGAAUGUCGAAGCGUUAAAAUGGAAGGAAAGAAUAAAAUUUCAGUAAAAGAUUGGAUUAAUGGGUAUGGAGUUGAAAAUGGAAAGAUGAAAUUUGAAUCUUUAUGA